Molecule: messenger RNA, 2929 nt
Organism: Harmonia axyridis
Lineage: Eukaryota; Metazoa; Arthropoda; Insecta; Coleoptera; Coccinellidae
Gene: Osbp
Product: oxysterol-binding protein 1
Exons: 14
Coding region: 146-2515 (789 amino acids)
Cellular component (GO): intracellular membrane-bounded organelle; membrane; cytosol
Molecular function (GO): sterol binding
Source: RefSeq, a predicted model, not a curated record
CAAUCAAGCAUGACGUUUAGCAAAUAGGCAACUGCUUGCGUUGCUCGCGUUCUUUUUUCACGAAAUUAAAAAAAAUUAGAAAAAGCAAUAAACUAUGAGAAUAUCGGAAAUUGUUUUCUAAUUUUAGGAUAGAACUUUGUUUAGGAUGGGUGAUAGCGGUACUGCCAAAAGUGCUUCGGGUCAGAAUGAACCAGCAAUGAAAGGAUGGCUAUUCAAAUGGACUAAUUACCUAAAGGGUUACCAGAGACGAUGGUUUGUACUGCAAAAUGGGCACCUUUCUUAUUACAGGGUCGAAAAUAAUGGAGCUGUGUCGACUCUAUCUCUUAGAAGAAGGCGAAAAUUUAAAUCUGGAAACCAAGCAGAGAUGGCACAUACUUGUCGUGGAAGUAUUUCUUUGCAUGGUGCUCUUAUAUAUACAGUUGAUGCCACAACGUUCGUUAUAUCAAAUGGAGGUACCCAGACGUUCCAUAUACGUGCUGCUUCAGAAGUAGAAAGGCAAUCCUGGGUAACAGCCUUAGAGCUGGCAAAGGCCAAAGCUAUGUUGAAACCGUAUAUUUCUUGGAAUCAAUUGAUGAAUUUAGAAGGUCGUAGAAGAAGUAUGGAGUCUGAAGACGACGAAGAGCAAGAAGUUGAUGGUUCGGGAAAUCCAGAAGAAUGGUCUUCUGUCAUCCGAAAACUCGAGGCUCAACUCAACGACUUGGAGACUUGCAGUGAACUGAUUCAGAAGCAUUGGAAAUCCCUUUGUAAACCACUUAACGAACUGGAAUCUAGCAAUGGAGAUUUAGAGAUAUGUCAGGGCAAAACCAAAGAAGUUGGAGAAAGGGCUACUUUGUUCAGAAUAUCCACAAAUGCCAUGAUAAAUGCCUGUAUGGAAUAUUUGAAAACUUGUCAGACUCACGGUAACAAAUGGAUACGCCUGUUAGAACAUGAGAGAGAACAGAGGAUGCGGCUUCAAGAGAUGGUUGAAACGCUAGCUCAGCAACAUUCGAAUUUGGAACAGGCGGCUAAUGCGCAUUCUCAUAAACCAAUGAAUGCCAACGAAGCAGAGGAGGAAGAUGAACACGAGUUUUAUGAUGCAAUAAACGAUAAUCCGGGAAGUCCAGGAAGUACAGGAGAUAAUUGUAUCACCUUCAAUAUACCCACAGGUAAUACGCAUAGGAGACACAGUUCAGGAAGCUCAAGCGAAGUAGAUGAAGCUCAGGAAACAAAACAUGUUGUGGUAGUGACAGAAAAGGCCAGAAAGAUUACCCAUCCUGAACAACCAACUAAUAACAUGCUGUCCAAAUCGUCAGAUAGUUCCAGAAAAAGGAGAACUAGGAUACCGGACAAACCAAAUUAUCCUUUGAACCUGUGGGGCAUCAUGAAAAACUGCAUAGGAAAAGAUCUGUCGAAGAUACCGAUGCCCGUCAAUUUCAGCGAGCCUCUGUCCAUGUUACAGCGGCUAACGGAAGAUUAUGAAUACGCUGACAUCUUAGACGUAGCUGCCAAAUGCACCGACCCAUGUGAGCAGCUAGCUUAUGUAGCGGCUUUUACUAUUUCAGCAUAUUCUACAACUGCUAUCAGGGCUGCUAAACCAUUUAACCCACUGUUAGGUGAAACCUAUGAGUGUGACAGAACAGAAGAUUUAGGUUGGAAAGUUAUCAAUGAACAGGUUUCGCAUCAUCCACCCAUGGUCGCUCAAUUUUGCGAGGGCAGAGGGUGGACCUGUUGGCAGGAAUUCACCAUGACAUCAAAGUUCAGGGGCAAAUAUCUGCAGGCAAGUGAUAUAAUUCCUCUAGGCAGUGCAUUUUGCGAAUUUAAGGAAUCUAAUAAUAAAUAUUCCUGGAGAAAAGUUACUACUACCGUUCAUAAUAUUAUCGUAGGAAAAUUGUGGGUGGAUCAGCAUGGUGAUAUGGAAAUUAUUGGGAGGGGGAAUGCUGAAGGAAUCAAGUGUCACCUAAAAUUCAUACCUUAUUCAUAUUUUGGAAGAGAUUCUCAAAGAAGAGUGAAAGGUGUUGUAAUGGAUGCCCAAGAUAACGUUAAAUGGGCAAUAGAUGGUACUUGGGACGAACAAGUGGAAGUAUCCCCGGUGAUAAGCGAUAUGGGCACCCCCUCAAACCCCGUAUACAAGACUGGAUCUCCGGUACUAGCUUGGAAGCGCAAUCCGAUUGGUCCUGAGGCCGAAAAUUAUUAUAACCUGAGCGUUUUCGCUUGUCAGCUGAACGAAAUGGAAGAAGGAGUAGCACCGACAGACUCUCGCCUCAGACCUGAUCAGAGGCUGAUGGAGAUGGGUAAGUGGGAUGAGGCAAACGAGGAGAAGCUCAGACUAGAAGAGAAACAGCGCGCGGUGAGAAGACAGAAGGAGGCAGAAGCCGAGAAGGCUGCCAGUGAAGGUCGUUCUUUUGAAGGAUACAAACCGUUGUGGUUUGAACAGAAAGAAGAUCCAGCGACAGGAACCAUAAUGCAUGUUUAUAAAGGAAAUUACUGGGACUGCAAGCAAAAGCAAGAUUGGUCUUCAUGUCCAGACAUCUUCUAAAUAAUGAGAAAUAAGGAUUGAACUUAAUUUUCCCUUUACUGUGCCCUAACUAAGCCGUUUGCACAUUUUGUCACUCGUAAAAAUAUACAGACCCUAAGUUUAAGCUUUCAAAAGUUACCGAGUAGCCACAAUAACCAGUUGAAAUAUUUUGUAUUUUCCAUAGCUGAAUUGUCGGAUUGAUGCUGUUGAACACCUGUGUUUUUCAAGAGAACAUUUGUGAUAGUAUGUAAAUAAUUAUUAAUCUUAAUUAUUUCUUCACUUUUUUGCUGUGAAAUUUUGAAACCAUUCAUUAAAAUGAAUGGUAACAGUGAAAUUCAAAAUUAUCUAUUGUUGUUGUAUAUAUUGUAUGAUUCAGAUAUAUAAAGCUUUUCGCUAGGUUCAAUGAAUAAUUUUUUAAUAUAUCAGUUAAAUCAA